AUGCCACAACAUCGAAAACAAGUAAAUGACAAUUGUAAUGUUCUAAACCAACCACUUCCCCGUGUAAUCCACAGACCAAUCCCAAUUACUGCGUCGUCUGUUGUACUUUCACCUUUCGAACUAGUCACUCCUAGAAUGCCUGUACGAACUGUGGCCGAUCCACCAGAAAUGGUCCCGUCUAGUCACUGGUUUCACGGAAAUAUUAGUCGGGAGGACACUGAGAGACUUCUGAAACAUCAUUCACAAAAUGGGACUUUUCUUAUAAGAUUCAGCAUAUCGACUCACAAAUAUGUUCUGAGCGUCAUUUACAAUCAGCAGCUUUAUCAUUAUCCAAUAGAAGAAUUGUCCGAUGGAUUUUAUCAGGUCAAUGGUACGAAUGCUAAAUACCUGGGUAUUGACCUACUUGUAUCAGAGUUCAGGCGUGCAAAUAACUGCAUAGUUUGCUCUUUAGGGAAGCCUGUGCCAGGUCUCCGACCGCCUCCACAUAUUACUGUUUAUGGAGUAACCAAUGAUUUACAUCAUGCUGUAAGGAAAGCAAAUCUUAAGGGUGUUCGUGACCUCUUCACACGUGUCAGUUCAAUGGAAGUAACAAGUUUGUCGGAUUAUGUGAAUGAAAAAUCAGCUGACAGUGGCGCUACUCCAUUAAUCGAAGCUGCCAAAACAGGCUCUAAUGAUAUUGUCCGGCUUUUAUUAGAGCACAAUGCAUCUGUAAAUUUGAGAGACUGUGGUGGAUUCACAGCACUUCAUCGUGCAUGUCAAAAAAGUUUUGCACAUGUUGCUGAAACUCUUUUAAGAGUCGGCCGUGCUAAUCCUCAGAUUAAAUGCCCAUUUUCUGGGAAUACUGCACUUCAUGAAGCUGCUAUGUUAGGUCAUGCCGAUUGUGUAAACUGUCUCCUACGUUACCAUGCUGCUCCAUGGGCAAGGAAUGCUGAAGCUGAGAUGCCUUUUGAAUUAGCUCUACGCUAUGGAUUCGCUGAUUUAGCUGCUGCUCUAGCCGGUUACAAACCUGCUCCAGCAAUUACAGUGCAGAACGAUUGGUAUCAUCCUUCAUUAUCAAAAUCAGAAACUGAUAAAAUAUUUUCCAAUUGUUCAACAAUUAAAGAUGGUGCAUUUCUAAUUCGACGAUCAUCACAAUCAGAAAGAAAAUUUGUACUUGUUUUAUAUUAUCAACAUCAAACAUUAAAAUAUCAAAUAGAAGUAGUUGAUUUUUCAUUUCAUAUGGAUACCAAAGAAGCUUAUUUCAUUGAUAAAGGUCCGCUUCAUUUAUCCUUAGAACACUUGGUAGAACAUUAUAGUCGUUUUGCAGAUGGAAUACCUGUACGUUUACACUAUGCUAUAUCUCCGUCUGGUAGAGUUACUAAUAUUGAACAAUUGGUACCUCACAAUCUAGACAAUCAUGGUCAAGAAUUAAGAAAAAUUGAAUCUUCUGCCGUUGGUGAUGCAUGGGCUUUAAGAACUAUUUCAUCCAGUUUACAUGGUGGUCGUAUGGGUGCACCGUUAUCAAUGUCAAUCGCUAAAGGUGCUUCACGUCAUGGACAAAAAUCAAAUCAGGGAAAACAUAGUUCAUCGAGUUCCGGUGUCUCUGGUAUGUCCAGUGGUGGUGGCCUCCUUCCAGUUGCAGCUGGUCUACAAUUAACUUCAUCUGGAACAUCCUGUAUAGGAUCAACAAGUGGUUCUGGUGAACUUCGUUUAAUUCCUAGCGAUGCUGUCAUUCUAUUGUAUAGACUUGGUGAAGGUGAAUUUGGUGAAGUUUAUCGAGGCAGACUGCACUUGGAUAAUGGUAUAGUCCAAGAAGUGGCUGUGAAAGUCCUUGUCCAACCAUCGCAAAGAUUGGAUUUUUUAAAAGAGGCUACGAUCAUGAUGCAAUUAUCUCAUCCACAUAUUGUAACAAUUUAUGGUGUAUGUGAAAAUAAACGCCUAAUGAUGAUAUUAGAAUUAGCUGAACUUGGCAGUUUAUUAGAUUAUCUAUUAGAUUAUCCGGAAAAAUGUCAACUACCUGAAUUAUACAAUUGGAGUAUGCAAAUUGCAAGUGGUAUGAGCUUUCUAGAAUCAGCUAGAUUUGUUCAUCGAGAUUUGGCAUGUCGUAAUGUCCUAUUAUCAAAUCAUUCUUGUGCAAAAAUUUCUGAUUUUGGUUUGUCACGUGCAGUUGGUGUUGAAUCCGACUAUUACAAAGCUACACAACGUGGUAAAUGGCCAGUGAAAUGGUAUGCACCAGAAUCAAUUUAUUACAAAACAUUCAGUCAUGCUAGUGAUGUCUGGUCGUUUGGUAUAUGCUUAUGGGAAAUGUUUUCAUUAGGCGAACAUCCAUAUGCAGAUCAAGAUAGUUUUGAAGUUUUACGUCAAAUUGAAGAAGGUGUACGCCUGCCUAAGCCUAAUUUAGCUAAUGAUGAUGUUUUUGCUAUUAUGCAUGAUUGUUGGGCGUAUAAUCCAGAUGCACGACCAACAUUUGCUCAACUUCUCGCUGUAUUUCAACAUCUUGCUACUAA
Molecule: messenger RNA, 2486 nt
Organism: Schistosoma rodhaini
Lineage: Eukaryota; Metazoa; Platyhelminthes; Trematoda; Strigeidida; Schistosomatidae
Source: the annotation of a GenBank genome assembly